Coniophora puteana RWD-64-598 SS2 is the source of this 899-nucleotide messenger RNA. RefSeq lists its product as uncharacterized. The transcript is spliced from 2 exons. The coding region runs from base 72 to 599 and encodes 175 amino acids. The record is from RefSeq and is a predicted model, not a curated record. Lineage: Eukaryota; Fungi; Basidiomycota; Agaricomycetes; Boletales; Coniophoraceae.
AAAUUUCGUAAGCUCACGUCCCUCACUGUCCACCCAACAAGUCCGCUCUUUCAGCCCAAAUCCAACUUACAAUGCGCUCUUUCAUCACCUUCGCCGUCCUCUGCGCCUCCUUCGUCGCUGCCGUCCCUCUCCCGCAGCUCGGCGGUGCCACGGACUCGCUCUCCAGCGUGCAGCAGGAACUCGGCGAGACCCUCGCCGGUCUUGACGGCAACAUGAACCUCCGCCGCGCGCCCCAGCUCGGCGGUGUCACCGACGGGCUCUCCGGGUUGGAGCAGAGUGCCGGUCAGAUCCUCGCGGGUCUCGACGGCAACCUCCCCCUGCGCCGCGACAGCGCCCUCGGCGGGCUGCCCGGCAGCGCAGGCCAGGAGGUCAACGUCAGCCCAUCGGAGCUCAAUGAAGCCGGGGAGAUCGUUCACGCGCUCCAGGGCGCUGCCAGCUUGAACGGCCUCGGCGCGCGCCAGGACCCCGUGUCCGAUACCCUCGGGGGUCUCCUUGGCAAACUCAACCUCCGCCAGCUCGACGUGCUCGGCGGUGUGCCGCAGGAGGUCACGGGCGUGCUUGGUGGGCUCCCUGCUCAGAGCAAGGACGUCAGCCUGUAGGACUGUCGACCUUAUCCUAACACAUACCCUGACUCCGAAGAGGAUGUAGUACCCGUACGUGCUGCACAUACAUCCGCCCCCGUCCUUGCCGUACCCAAGCGCCUUGUACCGUUGUUGUUGCGUACACUUCACAUAGCGUUAAUACGUACCCGUAACACCGCAGUAGCGGAUGUCUGCAUUUAUAUCUUUCCACUCACGCAUAUGCUUGUCGCAACUUCGUACAGCUUUCCUACUAUCGAGAUUGUGUGAAUAGUGGUUUAAGAACCGACAAAGACUGUUUGACAGAAAGGUCAAACCUCC